Magnusiomyces paraingens is the source of this 2106-nucleotide messenger RNA. RefSeq lists its product as uncharacterized. The transcript is spliced from 2 exons. Gene Ontology annotation, cellular component: membrane. The record is from RefSeq and is a predicted model, not a curated record. The coding region runs from base 1 to 2106 and encodes 701 amino acids. NCBI's taxonomy places the organism in Eukaryota, Fungi, Ascomycota, Dipodascomycetes, Dipodascales, Dipodascaceae.
AUGUGGGUCUGGGCUCUUCUGGCAUUUAUUGCUACUGCUAUUAUCACUGUGCUGGGUAUUCGUUUUUAUACCCGCAUUCGAUCUACCCCAGUGUAUAUUCUAGCGCCAGUGUUUUUAGCUGUGUAUAUUCCAUGCUCCAUUGUCGUGCUUGUCCCAAUCGACUUGUCUUCAUCCUCAAGUCCAUCUAAACCCUUUUUUUAUCUUUCAGAAUCUGUUCGUCUUAUUCUAUGGCGCGUGAUUUACUGGUUAGCCUUUUUCUUAACAUGGGCUAUUAUGCCAAUGCUUCAAGGCUACGCUGACUCAGGUUAUCAUGGUACUGCACGCAAGAUCCGCGAUUCAUUUCACCAAAACGCACGCUAUCAGCUUGUAUUACUCGUCGUUGGUAGUCUUGGUCUGCUUUACAUCGUUCUUUCUUCUGGUCUCUCCUUCAGUUCUAUUAAAGCUUUGGCCAUUGCACUUUCACAUUCGUAUGCCCUUGUCAUUGCGCUUUGGCUUAUGGGUCACGGUCUUAUCAACAUCCCACGUCGCUAUUGGGCCGAAGCCGAUCCGCAUGUUCGCCUGCGUAACUUCUACGAGCAAGCUACUCAAUCAAAUGAUACCAUUGCCGAAGCUCAGACGGAAUACGCCGAUAUUGCUGCCGAAGUCUUUGCACUUGAGCCAUUUAAAGAUACCCGCUGCACAGCGUGGAUUGAAUCGCUGUUGGAAGCUGUUGAAGAAGGACCAGGAGUUCCGUUUUCUGGAUCGACUACUUCGGGUGUAGUUACAGGUAGAUCCCGCAUCCAUGUUGAAGGGUCAACCAUUAAUGAGGAUUACCUGUCAUCUCUUAGUAGCAGAUUUAAACGUGCACGUAAUCGACUUGUACGUUACGACGCAGAUUGGCAAAAGUUACUUCGCGAAGCAUCUAGAGCUGAAGACAUUAUCCUUUCUCGCGACACAAAAAAGCUAGUUUUCCGAUUCAAAAAAACACCACUGCCCCCUACUGCCGCUUAUCUCUAUUAUGCUGUGAUUAAGCCUUAUGUUCAGCGCGCAUUUUCCAUUAUUUUUGCAGCGCUCACAAUCAUUAUUGUAUGGUCAGAAAUCACACAUGGUACUAUCUUAUCCAUCGUUAAUAUUGUCGAAUCCAAGACCACUGGUUUUUGGCAGCAAUCCUUUUCUAUGCUAUUCCUUGGAUACAUGUGUUCGUGUGCAUUUUCAAGUUUGUCUCGAAUUCGCAUCUUCAAAGUUUACGCACUUGUGUACCGCCAUUCAGACCCUUCUUCAUUGCUGUUUUACGCGAUGUAUGCAUGUCGUUUGACAGUGCCGCUGAGUUUCAAUUUCAUCACAUUGAUUACUUCUCGUGAAUCUGUCUUUGAAGAUUUUCUUGGAAAGUACAUCAACCUUACUCCACUUGGUAAGGGCUUUAAUGACUGGCUGCCACGCUUUAUUCUUAUCCCCAUGCUCAUGACAACUUUCCAUGUGUAUGAUCGGGUGCGUACGUUUUUUGGAUUUGGCUUGUCUUUUGAUGACGAAAUGGAUGUUGAUGACGAGGGUCGGCCCAUUUGCGGGUCAGUCGCCGAAGGAAAGCAUUUAGUACGCCGCGCUCUGUCAGACACUUCAUAUCGUUAUGUCUUGCGCCACCCCAAUAUUUCAGUUGCUGCAGCUUCUGUCUCAGGAACACGUUAUCUUCUGCAAAACAGCAGUAACUCCAGUUUACUUCCUGGCUCUAGCGGAGGUAGUACUAGAUCAUCGGAAGACCACGACCGUCCAGAUUAUCGCCCGUCUCGCACAAGUUUGUCACAUGUGGGGCCUGUUCUUCCACGACAAUUACAACUGGGAGGCCGUAGCAUCAAUCGUACAAGAUUAGGCGAUCACGGAUACGAACCAACAGAAGAAAUCAGUGCAAUUACUGCUGAUGAUGAAGAACCUGCCAAUGGUGUCUCCAAGAUUAAAAGCUUUUUUAGUGGCUUGGGCGAGCGUUUUAAAGGCAUUGGUCGUAACAACACAGAUAAUGAAGGCCUGUUGCCAAGAUGGCAGGAGCAGCAACCACAACAAAGACCUGAAUCCACAACCACAUCAACUUACCGGGAUGGAUCCGAUAGUGAUGAUGAAGAUCUUACUGUUCUUUAG